Glycine soja is the source of this 4176-nucleotide messenger RNA. RefSeq names its product WD repeat-containing protein 44-like. The transcript has 7 exons. The coding region runs from base 1675 to 3675 and encodes 666 amino acids. Gene Ontology annotation, molecular function: protein binding. NCBI's taxonomy places the organism in Eukaryota, Viridiplantae, Streptophyta, Magnoliopsida, Fabales, Fabaceae. The record is from RefSeq and is a predicted model, not a curated record.
CAAUGGAAGUGUCGAAUUAACCAGAGAAAAGUGAGGGGAAAUGAAGAAAUGUUUAUGAUAGGGAGUGAGAAGGUUUUGGAACGUUCGAUGGAUGCUAAGCGCUAAUAAUGAUGUAGACUAUGAUCUAUCUUUUCACUAUCUCCUUUUUCUCUUUUCCUCCCUCAAACACAUGCCAUGCUUCCCCCUCUCUUCUCUCUCAUUUCCUUCGCACACUCUUCCGUACACCCCGGUCCCCGCCACCACCCCCACCCACCCAUCUUCUCUCUUCCACGACGAUCACUCUCUCCUUUCAAUUAACUCAUGUGAGUGAUGACAAGCUCCUUUUUCAGAAAGGAAUUGACUUUCCAAGAACUCAAUGCUGUGGGCAUUAGAAAGUGUCAAUUUUAUAUGUGACUCCAACAACAAGGUAUGGACAUGUUGUGAGCAUAUUAGGCCUAAACAACCCUUCCCUUCUCAACACCACCUUUCCUUUCUCCUUCUUUGAUUUCAGACUCCCCAUAUUUUACAUGGGAAUAGUAAAAAAGAAACACGUACAACAUACCCAAAUAGGCAUAUAGGAGACCUAAACCUAUAGCACCCUCAAUCAAUACAAGAAUAUACCACACCACACACAACCCGAGAAAAGAAAAAUUUGAAGUGCAAACUGCUGUGCAGAGAGCAACAGUGCUAGACUGCUAGCUGUAGUAACAAGGAAAGUAAAGCCUAUAUGAGGGUCCAUUGUGGCCACCUAUGACCACCUAAUUGGCCUAAAACUUUCGACUUUCGAGUUUUCACUUUCAUUUUCUCAGCCUUCUCUAGUUCUGUCUAAUGUAAUGUAAACAGCUUCUAACUUGUUGUAAGUAACCAGUUACCAAUCAAAGCCACUUUUUCUAGUCACAGAAAAACACAGCUGAAAGUUGAGAAUCAAAUCAACCUUUGUCUUCAUUCGGAGUCACGAAAUUUGUUUUCUUUAAAUGGAAACGGUUAUUAAAAAAUCUUGCUUUUUUUUCGGUGUCUGACUUUAAUGUUACACUACACUAAUAUCACAGAUAAUAGGCGGGGAUUACGAGGUGUGAUAUUAAGAUAAGAAAGGAGAGACAUAAACAUUACUAACACUAUCGCCGCUCGUGCGCUUUGGCAAUCUUCAUAUCACAAAAUACAGAUCUCGAGGCAUUUUCAGUUGUUCAUUUGCAGCCAUAUUUGGUUGAGGAGCUUUCUCUUUAGCUUUUGGUGUGGAUAAGGCCAUGGUAGCUUGGGGGGGUUGAUCAUGCUGAAUUUCGGCAUUGUUUGACUUGACAAUAACACGUAAUCCUGGUAUAGUAUCCACUUUGAACUAAGCUUGGACUUUGUUUCUGCUUUGUAUUUGAUGAUAUGAAUAUUCUAUGAUCUAUAUACACUAUUGGGGUGUGUGGAAUUGUUCAUUAGUAUUCUUUGAGUUGGGAGGUUUUGAACUUGCAAAUAAACUGUUGUCAUUUACUCAUUGGUGGUUAGUUGGUUCCUUGUACCUAGGCCAUGGUUUUAAUCUGUGGCAUUUAAUAUUCUACUGUAACUGGGGGGAGAAAUUCGGUCCCUUGAUUGGGAAUUCCCAAUUUUAGGGUCUUGAGAAGUAGUGAAUUGAUAGUUGGGAGAAAGGUUAGAUCUUGAAGGUGAGAUUUUCAUGUGGAAGGUGGUUUGUUUCAAAACUAAGUGUGAGGUAUGCUGGGCUAUGAUGAUGACGAUAUCGAUGUGUUCUUUGACUCAGUGGAUAGUUUGUCAGCUCAAGAUUCUGUUUUAGGCAAAGAAGGGUUUGAUUCUGAAAGGUGUGGUUAUGACGAAAUUUGGGUGAAGGAGCCUGUUAGUGUGAAGGAGAGGAGGGAACGUUUUCUGCAGGGUUUGGGUUUAGCUGAUGCUGCUUCCAAGGUUUGUUCACAAGAGAAAAUGAGCUUUGAUGAUUCGUCCAUCAGCUUGGGAUUGGAGAGGAUCAGGGAGUGCAGUGGGGCAAUCUCAAAUGCUUGCAUUUUGCAUACUGAUCCAGUAGUAUCUGAGAAGUUGAUUCUCUCAGGAGGCAAAGCAGCUUCUGAAGAAAAAGUCUAUUUGGAUGAAGUGAAAGGGUGUUCCCAAGAUGAAGCAGAUGCAAACUUUCAAGGGAAAGUGCAUGAGUUCUCUUCUACAGCUGAGGAGCACAGACCCAGAGAAGCUGAUUCACAAGAAGAAUUUCAGGAUUUUAAUAUGAGUAAAAGAAAGAGGAAAAACUGGUGGAAGCGCUUUGUGAACAUCAGGAAAGGCGGUGAAGGAAAUGCAGGGACAAAUAAAACUCGAAGAAUAAAGGUGAGGCAGAAUAAAAAGAGGUGGCUGGAGUUCAGUGGCCUAUACCUUGGACAAGAGGUUAGAGCACACAAAGGCCUAAUCUGGAAAAUGAAAUUUAGUCCCUGUGGUCAGUAUUUAGCAAGUGGAGGUGAAGAUGGUGUUGUUUGCAUAUGGCGUGUUACAUCACUGGAUAAGUCCAGUAUUUGUUCCACCACAGAAGACAGUACUUCUAAUAGUAAAGUGGAAUGUGACAACUCUUCUCCUCGGAACAAACACUCAAGUCAACCCUUCAUUUUCCUUCCAAAUAGUAUUUUUCAAAUUGAGGAAUCACCACUGCAAGAAUUCUUUGGUCAUUCCAGUGAUGUCUUGGAUUUGGCUUGGUCUAAUUCAGAUAUUCUCCUUUCAUCUUCUAUGGACAAGACUGUCCGCUUGUGGCAAAUUGGUUGUAAUCAAUGUCUAAAUGUUUUCCAUCACAAUGACUAUGUGACAUGCAUUCAGUUCAACCCUGUUGAUGAAAAUUACUUCAUUAGUGGGUCCAUUGAUGGUAAGGUUCGAAUAUGGGGGAUACGUGAAGAGCGAGUUAUUGACUGGGCAGAUAUACGAGAUGUCAUAAGUGCUAUAAGUUACCAGCAAGAUGGGAAAGGAUUUGUAGUUGGUUCUGUUACAGGCACUUGUUGUUUUUAUGUUGCUUCUGGAACAUAUUUCCAGCUUGAGGCACAGAUAGAUGUCCAUGGAAAAAAGAAAGUGUCAGGCAACAAGAUUACCGGCAUUCAGUUCUCCCAAAAAAACAGUCAGAGAAUAAUGAUCACAUCAGAAGAUUCUAAAAUUUGUAUAUUUGAUGGCACUGAGCUUGUUCAGAAAUACAAAGGUCUUCCUAAGUCAGGAAGUCAGAUGUCUGGUUCAUUUACAUCAAGUGGAAAAAAUAUAAUCUCAGUUGGAGAGGACUCCCAUGUAUAUAUUUGGAACUUUGAUGACAUGGGAAAUGCUUCUUCGAAACAGACGAAAUCUGAACGCUCCUGUGAGUACUUUUUCUCUAAAGGUGUUACUGUUGCAAUACCUUGGUCAGGAAUGAAAGCAGAUCAAAGGGACUCUAGUGGUAAUUAUUCCCACCGUUCUUCAGAAAUGCCAACCCAACAGCUAGAGGUUGCCCCUGAGACUAGAGAUCACGAACUUUUUUCUCUUGGUAAUUGGUUCGCCACUGAUGGCUCGUGUCGAGGUUCUAUGACUUGGCCUGAGGAGAAACUUCCUAGCUGGGAUUUACCUAUAGCAGAAGAAGACCAGCAGUUAUCUCACAAAGAUAAUUGCCAUGACAGAAGUGUAUCAGAAACAUGGGGACUAUCAAUUGUGGCAGCUGGUUGUGAUGGAACUAUCAAGACAUUCCACAACUUUGGAUUGCCCGUUAGGCUUUAAUUAAGAGAAUGCCAUGUUUAUGUUGGUAUUGAAUAACCAUGUAAAUGCCAUGGUUAUGUUGGUGUUGAAUAACCAUGUAACUACUAUUUUGGGAUCGUUUAUUCAGCCACGAUGCCUUCCAUGUAUGAGAACUUUAGCCACUUAUCCAUUAAGGCUUUGCUUGCUAAAGGUGGAAAAUUUACAACGGUGUUUUAUGGCCUUAGAAUCCAAUAUAAGUGGCUCAAAAUGUGGGAAGACGGAAUUUGAAGCUCAUGGUAUCUUGGCCAUUGCCUCUGCUUAUAUGAUGAUAAUUGCUAAAUCCAUGUUGAAUCUCAAGGCUCUUGACAUGUUCUAGAAAUUUGAACACUUAACACUUGUGAUAUGUCUCUAGUUUAAUGUGGCGAAGUCAGGCCACAGACCUCGCGAGAAUCCUAAUCUCUUUUUUCCCAUUCUCACAUUGUGAUUAGAUGAUUUAUACAGCAGGUACAAAUUUUAAAAUGAAAUUGAAAUUUAUUCAAUUUA